Messenger RNA from Penicillium diatomitis, 2004 nucleotides. RefSeq names its product ESCRT-0 subunit protein VPS27 (gene vps27). The transcript has 5 exons. Lineage: Eukaryota; Fungi; Ascomycota; Eurotiomycetes; Eurotiales; Aspergillaceae. The record is from RefSeq and is a predicted model, not a curated record. The coding region runs from base 1 to 2004 and encodes 667 amino acids. Gene Ontology annotation, cellular component: ESCRT-0 complex. Gene Ontology annotation, molecular function: metal ion binding; phosphatidylinositol-3-phosphate binding; ubiquitin binding. Gene Ontology annotation, biological process: protein targeting to vacuole; protein transport to vacuole involved in ubiquitin-dependent protein catabolic process via the multivesicular body sorting pathway.
AUGACUGGCUGGUUCUCGUCUGCCUCGCCGCUCGAUGAGCAGAUCGAGCGAGCGACGGGCUCCUCGCUAGAGGAUAUUGCGCUCAACCUCGAGAUAUCUGACAUGGUGCGAUCGAAGAGCGUUCAGCCCAAAGAGGCUAUGCGUUCCUUGAAGCGUCGUCUAGAGAACCGAAACCCGAACAUUCAACUGGCGACAUUGAAGUUGACCGAUACCUGUGUCAAAAAUGGUGGCACCCACUUCCUGGCCGAAAUAGCGUCGCGUGAAUUCAUGGAUAAUCUAGUGUCGCUCUUGAAGUCCGAAGGCGCGCCGCUCAACCCGGAUGUGCAACGCAAGAUCUUGGAACUUGUGCAAAACUGGGCCAUGGCAUCCCAGGGUAGGAUGGACUUGGCGUAUCUGGGGGAAACCUACCGCAAGCUCCAGAGCGAAGGAUUUCAAUUUCCACCAAAGACAGAGAUGAGUGGGUCGAUGCUGGAGAGUAAUGCUCCGCCGGAGUGGAUCGACUCCGAUGUCUGCAUGCGCUGUCGGACCGCCUUCAGUUUCAUGAACAGGAAGCAUCAUUGUCGAAACUGCGGAAACGUAUUCGAUCAGCAAUGUUCAAGCAAAGUGCUCCCACUCCCACAUCUUGGAAUUCUUCAACCUGUGCGAGUCGAUGACGGUUGUUAUACCAAGCUCACAUCGAAGUCACAUGCCCCAGCGGGCCUGUCGGAUCGAUCGGCGUUUAAGAAUCAUUCAAUCACCAAGUCAAACUCUAUGGAGCCCCGGGGUGCCAAGGCGGACACGAGCUUCGAUGAUGAUUUAAGGCGAGCACUGCAGAUGAGUCUCGAGGAAGCUGAAGGCAGAGGUCCAACAGGCUUUGUGCCCCAGACUGGCAACGCACCCCAAACCAUCACACAAACUUCUACAUCGGCACAGGCACCUUCGAAUGAUGAAGAGGAUGACGCCGAUCUGAAGGCUGCAAUUGCAGCGUCGCUUCGGGACAUGGAAGAACAUAAGCAGAAGCAUGCAGCUACUUUGAAAAGCAAUUCUCCACCUUCCGCAAAUUUCCAGGAUUCAUCCGAUUCUGCCCCGCUCACCAAGAACCCGUACGAGCUGAGUGCCGUUGAAGCAGAGAAUAUUCAUUUAUUUGCGACCCUCGUGGAUCGUCUGCAGCACCAGCCGCCAGGGACUAUUCUUCGCGAGCCGCAAAUUCAAGAAUUGUACGAGAGCAUCGGCACACUCCGACCCAAGCUGGCACGGAGUUAUGGUGAAACAAUGAGCAAGCACGACACACUUCUUGACCUUCACUCGAAGCUCUCUACUGUCGUUCGCUAUUAUGAUAGAAUGCUAGAAGAGCGUUUAUCUAGUGCUUAUUCUCAACAUACGCUUGGCUAUGGCGGUGCUGCUGGUACUGCACCAUACCCUGCAAUGCCUCACAUGGCCGCUCAUGCGCCCGACUUACAAGCUGGUGCCGAGAACUUCUACUACAGCGGCGCUGCCGAGCCGUCUGCAGUAAGCGCCCAAGCUUAUGGACCGGCAGCUCACAACAAUUGGAGUCAAAACCCAUACCCUUCUCUCGGAUCGGCUCAACCACAUAGCAGUGCGGCGUCCAACAAUCAAACAGCUCCAGCACCGGCCGGUGCUUCUCAGUACUACGCCCCCCACCCAGAGCCAGAGCAGACCCAAUCUUACUAUACUGAACCUACUCAUCAUUCCUCUCCAGCGCCGCGGUCUGACUCUCAGUAUCCGCCCAACGCAGGGUUCGCCCCUAGUGCGCCUGGUAUCUAUUCUACCGAAGCAAUUCAAUCUCCUCCCCACGCGGGCGCCGCUCCUGAAGCUAGCCAAAAUGCAGCCGGGGCACCUCCUCAUUCCUACUAUCACGUCCCUCAGCAAGCCGGGGCAGCAUCUUCGGGGUACCCUCACGUCGGCGCGGGUCAGCCGGGUGCGUACCCGAACGGUACCCCAACACAACUUGCUCCCUCACACCCUCCACCCCAGCCUGUGGAAGAGAGCUUGAUUGAGCUCUAG